GUCAGCUGUUGGACGUAUCUGCCGGACAUGGGGGAUCUGGAGCCUCCAGAGUUCGGGUCCCUGGAGGAAGAGUUGGAGUACUGGAAGGAGCAGGCAGCCAGGCACCAGCAGAGUGCGGAGGAGGCGCAGGAGGAGCUGCAGGAGUUCCAGCAGAUGAGUCGGGACUACGAGGUGGAGCUGGAGGCGGAGCUUAAACAGUGCGAGGCCAGAAACCGCGAACUCCUCACAGCCAAUAACAGGCUGCGCAUGGAGCUGGAAAACUACAAGGAUAAAUACGAGACGCAGCACUCGGAGGCCUACCGGCAGAUCUCCAGCCUGGAGGGGGACCUGGCCGAGACCUCGGCCAUCCGAGACCAGUUCCAGAGGUACGUCCGGGAGCUGGAGCAGGCCAACGACGACCUGGAGAGGGCCAAGAGAGCCACCAUCAUGUCUCUGGAGGACUUCGAGCAGAGGAUGAACCAGGUGAUCGAGAGGAACGCCUUCCUGGAGAGCGAGCUGGACGAGAAGGAGAACCUGCUGGAGUCGGUCCAGAGGCUGAAGGACGAGGCCCGAGACUUGAGGCAGGAGCUGGCUGUGCAGCAGAAGCAGCAGUCUCAGGACAGAAAGCCGUCCUUCAGCAGUGCAGUCAGAGACCCUUCGUCAGCCCUCGCCUCCUCCUCCUCCUCCUCCGUGCUCCCCACCCCCCCGCUCACCCCCCCAGACCGAAGAACCCAAGACACACCCUCGUCUCUGUCGUCCAGACCUCAGCCCCCCACAGAGGAGGCGCUCAGUGCCAACCAGCCCCCCAGCAACCGAGGUGACGCCGCCCCCGCGCCCCCCCUCACCACGUCGGCCCGGAUCUCGGCCCUGAACAUCGUCGGCGAGCUGCUGAGGAAAGUCGGGAACCUGGAGUCCAAACUGGCCUCGUGUCGGGACUACGUCCACCAGCAGACGAGCAGCCGCCGAGGCCCCGCCUCCGGAGGACAGGGGGCGCCGGCGAGCCAGACCGGCUCCUCAGAGAACCAUCCAGCCAACGGACUGUGCAACAAGAGCCUGGUGAAGAGGUUAGACUUCGGCGCUGGAUCCAAGCUGCUGGUUUGAAACCCUCUACCCAGAAUCCUCCUGGGGUCUUCCGGGCCCGUCGUCUCCGUCCAGCCGACUGGACGCCUCCUCAGGACUCUGCACAUGUAUUGGCUGUUUUGUUUUGUUUUCUGGCCUCGGCUCCUCGUCUGUUUACUCAACGUUUUGUGUUACGAAGGAAUCUGAAGGACUUCGCGCCACCUAGUGGUCAAACACGGUGCUGCUUUUACAAACCGAGCGUCAGCUUGGAAGAAUAUUGCCAAGAGAAGGAACCGGAUCUGAAGGAAGUAGAACCCAGCAGGACUGCCGGGCGAGGAGCUCCCUCUGGUGGCCGGGAGAUGAACUGCAGCGCCCCCUGGAGGCGGUCAGACUGAACUGAGGGUCCGUCCGUUCUCUGCUGGCAGCCAGGAAGUGUUGGAAAUGCACUUUACAGGAAGGUGUUUGAAACCGGUUCACACCGGUCCUGAAGUCGGUUUUGCACUUGUCUGUUCACACUGGUUUUAAACCGAUUCCAGUCCGGUUCCAGACCGAGUCCGGGACUCAUUUUAAGCUGGUUUCAGGUCAGAUGUAAACCGGUUCUGAAGGUUCUUUUAGACUUCAGUUUGUCUUCAGGACUUUAUUUUGAACUGGUUUGGAGACUGCUGAGAAACUGGUCCAGGACUCGGUUCAGGGAUGGAUUUGGACGGACUCUUAGACCUGUUUUGAGACUGAUUCUGGUUCUGUUGGUUCUAGACUGAGAUGGACCAGAUUCAGACUGUUUGGACUGAUUUUACACUGCUUUUAGGACCGUAGUGUUUGAAGGUUUAGAUUUUAAUGGUUUGGAACUGAGAAACUGAUGUUUUUGAACGUUCUGGUUCUCAAUCUGGUUCUGUUGGUUCUGAAGUCAGACUGGACCGACUGGCUGUAGGACAGUCUUCAUUUGAAGGUUUGGAUUGUAAUGGUUAAGAAUGAAGAAUCUGUUCUUGAUCUGGUUCAGAUGGUUCAUGGACCGGUUCUGGAGUCGGACUGGACUGAGUUUACUCUGGUUUUAGGACAGGAUUUGUUUGAAGGUUUAAAUUUUAAUGGUUUAGAAGGAAGAAUCGACAUUCUUGAUCUGGUUCUCAGUCUGGUUCUGGUGGUUCUAAAGUAGGACUGGACCAACUGAUUGUAGGACAGGAUUAGUUUGAAUGUUUGGAUUUGAUAUGAAGGAUUUGAUGUUCUUGAUUUGGUUUGAUGGUUCUGGAGUCGGACUGGACUGAUUUUGAGAAUUUUACGUUCUCCGGCUUUUUCUUUUUUGGACUCCUGGUUGAUGGAAUCAGAUUCGGACUGAAAGGAACCGGACCUGCUGGAGUUCUGUUUUAGCGUUCUGACAGUACUGAUGUGAAGAUCUGGAUCCAGUUUGACUUUAGUUUUAUAGAUUUUCUCUCUUUCUUGAUUAGUUUGAGUCUUUUUGGACCUUUUGCUCUCAUUUUUCUUUCUGCUAGUUGGACGUUUGAGGUUGAGUCCUGGACUGAACUGGACUCUGCUGGUCUCUGAUUGGUCCUCGGACCACCACGGACCCAUUGUGAGUGUGUCUGAACAAACCUUCAGAGACCUCAAACAGCACUUUUUGACGUUUUUAUAUCUGUUUGGUUUUGUCCUCUUCUCUCACUGAGACAACAGAAAGUCUCUUUUCAGUGAAAUAAAACCUGAUCUGAGAACGAAACGCUUCACGACUCCCAGAAAACUGACUGAAAGUCGAAUUAGUCUCAGUGGAAAAAAGGCUUUAAUGUGUGAAAUAUGUAAAUCUGGGUUCUUUAAAAGGUUUACUUUCACCAUCGAAACUUCUUUUGCAUCUAUUUUCCCAAUUUUCAACAGUUAAAAUUUAAUCAUGAUUUUAAUAUUUACAUAAAAUUACAUUUACUUUUGAAUUCAAGCAGUAUUUCAUCUUUACCCACUAAUAUCUGUCCCAUAUGUCAAGUUUUUGAAAAGUUUACUUUUUGAAAUGAAAUUUUAAAUUUACACUCAAAUUUCUUGAUUAAAAAAAAUCUAAAAGUUUCUUUUGUAAAACUAACAUUGGUCUAAAAAUCUAUAUGUUUUUAGUUUUGACAAAUUAAAUAUGAAUAGUCUUGAAUUUCAGGCAAAAAUUGUGAGUUUUAACAUUUUUUGCCUGGAAUUCAAAAUGUUUUGUCUUAAAUUUAGCUCAAGUUUUAGUUCUGACUUCAUAGUUUAAAGAAAUGAUUCUAAAUUUUCAUAUUUUUCUCAAUUUAGUCUUCAUUAUAAUAAACUCCAUGAAUAACUGUUGUGAAUUUCAACAUUUAUUAAUCUUAACAUGUUUUUUAAAAUUGCUGUGUGAAACUCAACACAUCAGGUUGAUUAUUGAAUUAUUAGCAAAACCUUACAACAGUGGCUUUUAUUUUAACAUCUAAAAAAAUAGAUAUUUUAUCCUCGUCGUCACAUAUUUAGCUAAACUUUCCCACCUUUUGUUAAAAUUUCACUACAGUUUAAAUUAAAAUCUCCAAAUCUUCUCCUCAUUUGGUGAAGGCAGAUUUUCCACUUCAAACACUUAAACAAUAAUUCCUCCAUAAAAGUUCAAAAGUAAAGUUUGACCUGCUGGUUUGUUCUUGAAGGAUGUGUGUGUGUGUUUUUUACACAGAUGUGCUGAAGAUGUGUUUCUAGAAACCAAUAAAACUUGAAU
This is a messenger RNA of Salarias fasciatus (jewelled blenny), 3715 nucleotides long. RefSeq names its product nuclear distribution protein nudE homolog 1-A-like. Gene Ontology annotation, cellular component: centrosome; kinesin complex; kinetochore. The transcript has 9 exons. Gene Ontology annotation, molecular function: microtubule binding. The coding region runs from base 28 to 1080 and encodes 350 amino acids. Gene Ontology annotation, biological process: establishment of mitotic spindle orientation; cell migration; centrosome localization. The record is from RefSeq and is a predicted model, not a curated record. NCBI's taxonomy places the organism in Eukaryota, Metazoa, Chordata, Actinopteri, Blenniiformes, Blenniidae.